AUGUGUCGCGAGCCUCGUUUGUGCUGUUCCGGCACCAUGAUGGUUGGCACGAACUUCGCAUGCUACUUUGUCACAUGUAUUGUCUAUGUAUUUUAUGCAAUUCUUUCCACUGCUUAUGUCGCUCCCUUUGUGUCUUCAACAUUUACCCCCUACAUUGCCUACUCUCUUGGGCCCAUACUCUCCAUUUUCUGUGUGAUGGUCUUCAGUCUUCCUGCUUGGGUAGAUCCAGGCUACCUCCCCCGAAGCCCCGUACCACGCUUCCCCCCGGACCCCUCAGACACAGUCCCGGUGCCGGAAGCAGAUGCCCCAUCCACUGCUAAGCCUGGAGAGGCACAGCAAAAUGUUAUUUAUUCUAUUGCAGGAGCUAACAUCCCGGCCGUUCUCUGCAAGACAUGCAAUAUUGUCCGUCCACCCGGAGCCUCUCACUGCAACACAUGUGGCCACUGUGUCAUGUACCUUGAUCAUCAUUGUCCAUGGGUUGGAACAGACGUGGGGUUUAGGAACCACUUCUAUUUUAUACUCGGGACAGCGGGCAUUGGCCUAUACUGUACUUGGGUCUUCGUGAUGUCUAUCACCGCAAUUAUAGUAUGCAUACAAAAGAGCGACACAGAUUUCUUCACCGUAAUCAUUCCUGUUGUGCUCUGCAUCAUGGGGAGCAUGUUCGGGAUGUUCUUCGGGUCAAUGAUGAGUGCAUCUCACUGCGGUAUGAUUGCAAUGGAUACCACAACGCGUGCAAAACUCAAGAAAACGCAAACCCCAGCGGACAUAGUGAUCCAGGCAUUCAAGCAACGCGAAGACCCCGUAGAUCAAAACUUGCGCGUUGUGCAGGACAUUGAGGACACAGAAUAUAACUCUGUUGUAGCAGAAAUAAAAAGGAACAAGUCAUUCAGGUGUAAGCACAGCGGGUGGCGCAGAAUCAUGACAGCUAGGUUUAUGCCUUCACUGUACCGUCACGACCCGUUGGAGGCAGAAAAGCUAGCGUGGAUAUGGACUGUUGCGCUAACACGCGAAGAUAUCUAA
This is a messenger RNA of Giardia duodenalis, 1020 nucleotides long. RefSeq names its product Zinc finger domain. NCBI's taxonomy places the organism in Eukaryota, Fornicata, Diplomonadida, Hexamitidae. Gene Ontology annotation, cellular component: endoplasmic reticulum; Golgi apparatus. Bases 1 to 1020 code for a protein of 339 amino acids. Gene Ontology annotation, molecular function: protein-cysteine S-palmitoyltransferase activity. The transcript has a single exon. The record is from RefSeq and is a predicted model, not a curated record. Gene Ontology annotation, biological process: peptidyl-L-cysteine S-palmitoylation; protein targeting to membrane.